Pistacia vera is the source of this 927-nucleotide messenger RNA. RefSeq names its product nuclear transcription factor Y subunit B-5-like. NCBI's taxonomy places the organism in Eukaryota, Viridiplantae, Streptophyta, Magnoliopsida, Sapindales, Anacardiaceae. Bases 44 to 520 code for a protein of 158 amino acids. The record is from RefSeq and is a predicted model, not a curated record. The transcript is spliced from 2 exons. Gene Ontology annotation, biological process: regulation of transcription by RNA polymerase II. Gene Ontology annotation, molecular function: protein heterodimerization activity; DNA-binding transcription activator activity, RNA polymerase II-specific; RNA polymerase II cis-regulatory region sequence-specific DNA binding. Gene Ontology annotation, cellular component: nucleus; CCAAT-binding factor complex.
UCUAAACUCGCGACAAGACCAGACCCAGUUCAUUGUAUCUUAAAUGGGAGAUAAUAUUGGAGCAAGUGCUUCGAGUGCUGAUGAUGGAGGUUUCAAGGAGCAAGAGCAGUUGUUGCCGAUAGCAAACGUGGGGAGAAUCAUGAAGCUGAUUUUGCCACCAAACGCGAAAAUCUCAAAGGAAGCUAAAGAAACGAUGCAAGAAUGUGUUUCAGAGUUCAUAAGUUUUAUCACCAGUGAAGCUUCGGAAAAGUGCAAAAAAGAAAGGCGAAAGACUGUGAAUGGAGAUGAUAUUUGCUGGGCUAUGGGAACGCUAGGUUUUGAUGAGUAUGCGGGGCCAUUAAAAAGGUAUUUGCAUAAGUAUAGGGAAUCAGAAGGAGAUAGACCAAAUAAUCAGCAGGAGAAAGGUGCUGGGAGUAAUAGCAAUACUGAAGAUCAAAAGGAGGAACCAUCUUCAUAUGGAACUGAUCAUCAUCACCAACCAAAUAACCAAUCUAUGAGUUUUAGGCCAAGUGAUUUCUAGUUUUGUUUAUGAUUAUACCGAUGAAUUUAAUGAACAAAUUAGGGGCUUUUUUGUUUUCCAUAUCGGUGAUUUAUUUUCUGUAUGGAAUUUAUGGAUCUUAGCAUUACUAAAUUUAACUAGCCAGCGGCAGUUGCCAAAAAAAUUAAUCCAUCUCAGCUAGCUUGUUGGUGCAAACUUCUGGGAUCACUAAUAGCGGUUUCGAUAGCUUAUAUGUGGUGUGGAAUGGAGAUAUUCUUAAAUGUGUUGAAAUCCCUUUUGUUCUUCAUUUCUAUCUGAAGAAAAUUAGGGAGAUAAUGGGGUCGUCACCGGUCAUUCUUGCUGUGCAGUCAGUCAUGUGGAAGAAGAUGAAACACGUGUAUAAAAAGCUGUUUAACAGUUCUCUUUAUAAGAUCAUCAUCUUCUUCUUC